Calliphora vicina (urban bluebottle blowfly) is the source of this 2696-nucleotide messenger RNA. RefSeq names its product eya transcriptional coactivator and phosphatase 2 (gene eya). NCBI's taxonomy places the organism in Eukaryota, Metazoa, Arthropoda, Insecta, Diptera, Calliphoridae. Gene Ontology annotation, cellular component: nucleus. The record is from RefSeq and is a predicted model, not a curated record. Gene Ontology annotation, molecular function: protein tyrosine phosphatase activity. Gene Ontology annotation, biological process: negative regulation of extrinsic apoptotic signaling pathway in absence of ligand; cell differentiation; multicellular organism development. The transcript has 5 exons. The coding region runs from base 67 to 2598 and encodes 843 amino acids.
AGCUGAGAUAAUACAUGUUAUAAACAAAAAGUUUAUUUAAAAAAAUAAAUAUUGCCUAAAUAAAAUAUGGUGACUAUAAUGCCCUAUAGUUACUCAGCACCUCGAUGUGGAUUAAUUGAUAAAAUGAUUGAACCCAAGGUUAAACGUCCCAAAACAGAGCAUACGGAUACGAAUGAGAGAAAUCGCCUCUGCUCACAAACGGCCGCUCAAACAUCCUCAAUAAUAUCACAUCAAGCCUCGGCUCAUCUACCCCACUUGCAAGGUCCUUUGCUGGCCUCACAGUCUGCUUUAGCCUCUGCGGCCGUGGCCUCCAGUCAAUGUAGUCCUCUAUCUCUGCCACCACAAACACAACCUUUACAACCCACCAUUACCUCGCUGGCUUCAUUGUCCUCCUAUCAUUCUCUGCAAACCUCACCACAUCAUCAUCCUCACCACUCACAGCUUCUGCAAUCUCAUAACCACCACCAUCAGCAUCAAACGCAACAACAACAGCAGCACCAACAUCAACAACAACAACCCUCUUCACAACAACUACAAAACUCUAGUAGCUGUAGUUUGAGUUCUUCAGCAUCCUCUGCAGCAGCUGUUAACAAUCUACCCUCCUCUCUUUCUAAUACACAAGCCUCUCAAUUUGCUCACACUGCUGGCAGCAGUAGUUUCUCAACAUAUCAACAACAGCAGCACUCUUCUAACACAGCGAAUACGUCGAGCGCUGCCAAUGAGAAUUCCACCUCUCUCUCCUCAUCGACGUCUUCUGCGGCUGCAACAACGAAUGCUUUAACAUCUAGUGGUAUGUCCCACUGGUUAACAGCCGAUCAGUCUGCUACACAGUUGCCUUCGGUAAAGUCAGAGAAUCGUUCGCCCGGCUUAACACAAUCUACGCACUCUCAAACGUCUACGCAACAACAACAUUUACAGUCUUCUCAAGCUGAUCACUCGGCCCUGCACUCGUCCGCCAGUUUAAGCAGUCAUUUGGAUAACGGUAAUCCCAAUUCAGCCGCAAAUCUAUACAGCUGUUCGUCGGUGGCAAAUACGGCCUCAGGUUUAGCGGGCUUGGAUUCUCCCGGUAACUCUUUAAGUUCCUCUUCUAUGGCAGCGGUCAAUUCAACAGCAGCUGCUGCUGCCGCCGCUGUGGCCUAUGAUUCUAAACAUGAUUACUAUAACUACUACAACAGCAUGCAACAGUAUACGCCACCAUUCUAUUCCACCUAUGGUACACCGUUUACCACAGCCACGGGUCGUGCUCCCACCAAAAUAGAGCCUACUUCACCGUAUUUGACUUCCUCGUAUGCCUCCACCAACAAUAAUGCCUCUCAACUUUAUCCCUCGGCUUAUGGCUACAAUAAUUUUGCCCAAUUUGGCUCGGCUUCGGCGGCUGCUGCUCAACAGGAUUACACUUCGUAUUAUAAUGAUCAGUAUGGCAAUUAUUACAAUCCCGCCAAUUAUUCGCCCUAUGCCGUUAGCUCGCCUAGUUCCAGCGCCAGUCAUGGUUUCCACGUGGCAGCCUCCAAUCUCUCGGAAAGUCCCACCGAUACUCACUCCACCACACCCAUUCUACACAAUACCCACUCGCCCCAUUCACCUUUACCGAUCUCGCCCAACAACAAUAUGAAUGCCUCGGCCAAUGUGGGCUCGGCUAAUACCUCAGCUUCGCUACCAAAAACCACACCCACCGGCAAAACAGGCAGAUCAAGGGGCCGUCGCCAUCAGCAACCUAGUCCCACCCGCAGCACCACCUCCGAUACACCCAACAGCGAAGCGGUUAAGCCACCAGAGCGUGUUUUCAUCUGGGAUUUAGAUGAGACCAUCAUCAUCUUCCAUACCCUGUUGUCGGGUUCUUUUGCCAGCCGUUAUACCAAAGAUCAUAGUGCUUUAAUGACCAUUGCAUUUAGAAUGGAAGAGAUGGUGUUUAAUUUGGCCGAUACCCAUUUCUUUUUCAACGAAAUCGAAGAAUGUGAUCAAGUGCACAUAGAUGAUGUAUCGUCGGAUGAUAAUGGUCAGGAUUUGAGUACAUAUAACUUUGCCACAGAUGGUUUUCAUACGGGCGCUCCGCCCGGAGCUCCACCCAAUCUGUGUUUGCCUACGGGUGUGAGGGGAGGAGUGGACUGGAUGCGUAAAUUGGCGUUUAGAUAUCGCAAGAUCAAGGAGAUUUAUAACACCUACCGGGGAAAUGUGGGUGGCUUAUUGGGUCCUGCCAAACGUGAUGCUUGGCUGCAGAUACGGCAGGACAUAGAAAUGGCCACCGAUAAUUGGGCUUCUUUGGCCACCAAAUGCUUAAAUAUGAUUGCUCAACGUGAAAAUUGUGUUAAUGUGCUGGUAACCUCUACCCAGCUGGCACCAGCUCUCGCCAAAGUUUUACUCUUUGGCCUGGGAGGCAUUUUUAAUAUAGAAAAUAUCUACUCAGCUCAUAAAAUAGGUCAGGAAACCUGUUAUGAGCGCAUAGUUACCAGAUUUGGCCGUAAAAGCACUUAUGUGGUGGUGGGUGAUGGCGCCGAAGAGGAAUCAGCGGCCAAGGCCAUGAAUUUCCCUUUCUGGCGUAUUUCCUCACACAGUGAUAUAAGGGCUUUAUAUACCGCCUUGGAUAUGGGUUUCUUAUGAAAAUCUUUAGCCAUUUUAAAGAUGUUUAUGUAAAUUUUUCUAAUUUUUUUCUAACAAAAAUCUAAAAAAAAAUCAUAUAAAAAUUUAAACAAAAACGG